AUGUCUUCACACGCAUUUCCUGGCACAAACAAGCCCUCACAAUACCGAUCCCACCCAACCAGCCCGAGCUUGAAGCCCAGGCACGGACGAUGGUACAUCCCCGUCGUCGCAGCAGUCGGUCUUGGUUUCGGCGCAUACAACUACUACACACAAGCACAAGCUCGUCGCCAAUUCGCCAUCCAAGAAGAAGAGAAGCGCUUGGCGAAGAACCGAGAGUUGAUGGAUGCUUAUGGCAACAAGGAGAGUCUGCAUGAUGUUCAACAGGCCUUGGACAUGUAUGGGCGGUGA
Penicillium waksmanii is the source of this 288-nucleotide messenger RNA. RefSeq lists its product as uncharacterized. Lineage: Eukaryota; Fungi; Ascomycota; Eurotiomycetes; Eurotiales; Aspergillaceae. The transcript has 2 exons. The record is from RefSeq and is a predicted model, not a curated record. Bases 1 to 288 code for a protein of 95 amino acids.